Molecule: messenger RNA, 2872 nt
Organism: Schizosaccharomyces japonicus yFS275
Lineage: Eukaryota; Fungi; Ascomycota; Schizosaccharomycetes; Schizosaccharomycetales; Schizosaccharomycetaceae
Product: serine palmitoyltransferase Lcb2
Exons: 2
Coding region: 391-2085 (564 amino acids)
Biological process (GO): sphingolipid biosynthetic process
Cellular component (GO): serine palmitoyltransferase complex
Molecular function (GO): serine C-palmitoyltransferase activity; pyridoxal phosphate binding; transferase activity
Source: RefSeq, a predicted model, not a curated record
GGGGUAGUUCGGUUCAUUGCCCACACGUUUUUGCCUUCCACCACUACCUCUGUAGAACUUGACCAUCCUAUCCCUCCGAUUCUUUGGGUGAAACAUCAGGAAAUUGAAUUGUUCUUCUACUUAUAAGAACAGUUUUUUUGGCUUUCAGCCUGUAGUCAACUGUCCUCGGGAUCCACCUUUUGCCUGACAGAAUCCAUCACAUUUUUUGCUUUCUCUCUCUCUCUCUCUCUCUCCCUCUCUUCCUUUAGUUUUCAUUUAAUUAAUACGGGUCAAGAGUGCUGAACACUUCAUACUCACUGUUUCCCUCACUGUUGACAUUCGUUCUCGCAGUGUAACUUCGUACAGUCUCUUACUCGCAUCUGCAUCUAUUUAAGGAAGGGGAUAUUAGUCAUGUCUAAUGAAAAAGAAACCUUAGAGGCUCCAGCAAAGGCUGAAGAGAGCCUGUUGGAAAACGAGUUUGCUCCCAUUCUCGAUCCUUCAUAUAAACGCGUCUCCAGAAAUCCCGUUCCUGGAAAGCUUUUUCAGGUAGAAGACGAACCUUCGUACUACUAUGUUGUUACGACUUAUUUCACUUAUCUUACUCUGAUUAUCAUUGGUCAUGUUCGUGAUUUCUUCGGAAAACGCUUUCACCGUGACGAAUAUGCUUAUCUGCGUGAUGACGACGGUUAUGCUCCUCUGUAUGAUGAUUUCGACAACUUUUACAUCCGUCGCUUGCAACGUCGUAUCAACGACUGCUUCAGUUUUCUCAUUCGCGGUGUUCCCGGUAGAACGUUGACGAUUCUGGAUCGUUAUUCAGAGGACAACAACCAAACGUUCAAGCUCACUGGUGGUACCACAGUUGCUCUUAAUGUUUCUUCCUAUAAUUAUCUUGGUUUCGCUCAAAGUCAUGGCCCUUGUGCCGCAGCUGUGGAGGCUUGCAUGAAGGAUGCCGGUGUUGCUACUUGCAGCACAAACACUGUCGCCGGAAGUUUCAAGAUUCAUAGAGAAGUCGAGGAAUUGGUUGCUACGUUUGUCGGAAAGCCCGAGUGUGCCAUUUACUCCCAAGGUUUCGGUACUAAUGCUACUAUUUUUUCUGCUUUAAUGGGUCCUGGCUCCUUGAUUAUUUCCGAUGAGUUGAAUCAUGCCUCCACCCGUUUCGGUUCCCGUCUUUCUGGUGCUAAUAUUCGCGUUUUCAAGCAUAACAACGCCAAGGAUUUGGAGAGAGUUUUGCGUGAAGCUAUUGCUCAAGGUCAGCCUCGCACGCAUCGUCCCUACACUAAGAUUCUGGUUGUUAUCGAAGGUCUGUAUUCCAUGGAGGGUAACUUUGCCGAUCUUCCCAGCAUUGUUGCACUGAAAAAGCGCUACAAGUUUUAUCUUUACAUUGACGAGGCACACUCCAUUGGCGCUGUCGGACCUAAUGGCCGUGGUGUUUGCGACUACUUUGGUGUUUCUACAAAUGAUAUUGACAUUCUUAUGGGUACUUUUACCAAGUCUUUUGGUGCUGCUGGUGGUUAUGUUGCAGCUAGCAAGGAAAUCAUCGAUAAGCUCCGUGUCACCAAUGCCAGUUAUGUUUUGGCCGAGUCAAUGAGUCCUGCUGUGCUUACGCAAAUCAAGACCAGUUUGUUAGAAAUUAUGGAUACCUCUGGUGUUUCUGAUGGUUUGGAACGUAUUGAACGUUUGGCUUUCAACAGUCGUUACUUCCGUCUUGGUUUGAAGCGUUUGGGCUUUAUCAUCUUUGGAAAUGACGACAGUCCUAUUGUACCUUUGCUGAUCUACAACCCCGGUAAAAUUAAUGCUUUCGCUCAUGAGAUGCAAAAGCGUAGCGUGGCCGUCGUGGUCGUUGGUUACCCAGCUUGUCCCCUGUUGACCUCUCGUAUCCGUUUCUGUCUUUCGUCGGCACACAACAAGGCUGACCUUGACUACAUGCUCCGUGCUUGCGACGAAGUUGGUGACCUUUUGCAACUCAAGUUUUCGUCGGGUGUUGCUGGCGAGGACGCUGGUCGUACCAACAUUGAAAAGAUGACAAACCACCACCAUAUCAAGCCUCCUCGUUGGAGAAUCGAAGAUGUCUUGAAGCAUAAUGUACAUGAUACACUUACUCAAUGAUUUAUUUUCGACUACUAUUCAUCAAACCAAGCACAAGCGUGUUAAGAGAAAAAUAGGACAAUGGGCAACAAGCAUGUAUUCGUUUAUACAAAUAUAUUUGGAUUCAUUUUCAAUUACACCCCGUCGAAUGGAACGUGGCGUGCUGGCUGUGAUGGGCAAAACCUUUCCUCUGGCUCCGCGAGGUAUAAAGUUAAUUUUAUGAAGGAAUUCGUACUACGAGCACCACGCCAUCCCCGCGAAGGAACAUCUUGCUAAUGAAUCUGUCUCUGUUGAUGGGUUUUCCCUUUUUUCCAGAACUCGUCUUGCGUCUUUCUGUCCACAUCUAUAACGAGUUGCGUUAGCAUUGAAACAUAUCCCUUUUUUUCAUGUGCAUCGACAACAAACGACGAUAAAUAUGCGUGAGCCAAAUCGCGACAUCAGCACAUUUCGUUGUAGUUGAUCUUGGGUAAACGUACCUCCUUCACGUUUUCCAGCACCAUGUUGGAAUGGCGGUCAAAAGCUUUUACUCUGGCCAAUAGUUUUUUGUUAUUCCGGCAAUUGAUAAGGACUUGGUCAUGAUUCUUCACGGCUUUCAUAUGGUUUAGCUUAUGAGGGGAAAAUGGAAGAGUAAUGUCUUGAACCUGCAAUCACUUACCUUGUUGGAGAACACUCAACGGACCCGACGAAAACUCGUACUCCUCUAAGCGUGCGAGUUCCGCUUCAGUGAGUUCACCCUUUGGUUUAUUAACAAGGUCACUUCAUAGUUUCUGUUAGAAGAGCACAAAUACCGUUUAAACAUACGCCAUAG